AUGGCGUUGGAGAACCCUCUGGUGUCCUCACCUGGAGCUAUGAUGCCGGCCAUCUCUCCAUACACCGAGUUCUCUCUGUCUCCUAAUUCUCCAGCUCAAGGCUCCCAAGGCUCUCAAGGUUCACGGUUCCAGUCAACACCAGCGCGUAAUUCCGGGGAAUCAUCACUCCAUCCAAACUCAAUGGAAGGCGUUUCCCCAGCCGGAUCGAAUGUGCUCAGUCCAAGCGAGAUGGUGGGGCCAUCGCCGGUGACAUCGAACGGGACGGAUACAACUGAAAUUGAGGAUGAGAUUACGGAGGAUGUCUUGGAAGGCGAUCUGUCACCUGUGACCCACGCCGAAUCUACUGAUUCACGGUCUACAUUGAAGAGAAUCAGUACAGCCCUCCCGGAACAGCUACGAGCCUCGAUCGACGAUGAAUCUAUAUCGGUUAUACAUGCGCCAGAAGGAUACAAGGGAUUUGACAGCUUCCCAGCGCAAACACCCUCGCGGCAGCUAGGCAAAUCUCCACCAAUCCGCUCUCAAAAGUCCCCACCCCUCCCAGAUAGAUCUACUCCCACCCCGUAUCAGGAGCGUGACAUUGCUGGGCAUGCUAUCAAGACAAUUUUGGAAGUUCCGAAAGAUGAAAGCGGCCAACCCAUCUCCCCCCCUCCGAUUUCUACAGAUGUGCCCCCAAGCAAAUACAGCAUUGAGGACGCAACACCCCGCGCACAGACCCGGCAAGAAGUGGAAGCUCUAGGUAUAGAGAGAUCCCUCUCCCGGGCGUCAACCAGCUUACACAGUCUUGAAGGGAUCCCAGAAGAGGAUCAACAUGAGGAAGAUGAGUUUGAGUCUCACACCGUGCACAAUCCCGAGCAGGAGAUCAAUGCGCUCAAGACGGCGCUCAAUGAAUGUUGGACUCUGUGUAAUACUCUAGCAAGUCUAAGCUCGAUUCACCGCGAAAGAAUAUUCAGCUACUCUGGAACCGGUGAUACCCAUGAGCAGGCAUGGAAGUGCUGCUGGAAGUUAUGCCAGAAGCUUUAUUACAGCCGGGAUCAAGAUCAUGAUUCUUACGUCAGACCGACGCUUGAUAUGUGUCGAGACUUUUGCCAGGCAUUAUUUGAGGUACGCCAACGGAAGGAUGAGACCGCUGAUUCCGUAUUAAGAGUCAGCUUUGAACUGAACAACCACCUUUACAAUACUCACGACAGAAGCCUUCCAGAGGCGUUUCGAGAGAGGACUCUGGAUUUCUAUAUCACUCUUUGCCACCGACUCAUGAAACAACGGAAUGAGCUAGCUGAAGAGACAGACGCUCUUCUUCGAGCAUGUUGGUCGUUGGCCGAGAUGCUCUUCAGUCUUCGUCAAAACAAGAAAGACGGAAAAUCCGCAGAUGAAGAGCUUCUUGGAUCGGCCGUUCAAGCUUGCUGGGAACUAUGCGACCUCUUUAGAGAAGGCUGGACCCAGGUUCGACCCGAGCGUGGAACGCCACGGGCCUCUCAGACUACAUUUUCGCAAGUAGGCGACCAAAUGAGCCGCGCCAGAGACCCGUCCGCUCAUCCUUCCACCCACUCCCACAGCAAGUCUAGCAGCCUUACGAGCUUACCUGAAAACCCUGAGCAUCCACCACAUGCUCGCAACCACUUCAGGGACAAUCCCCUACCUGGCUGGAAUCCCGAAACGCCCACUACAGAAUUUGAAGAUACCCCUAUCUCACCCGAAGUCUCCCCCAACAUCCCCAACAUCCUCGUUCUCGGCACGGAAAACAACCGUGCGGCAAAUGUCCGUUGGUCCAGCGCCUCUUCUUCCCUCUCCGGCUUUUCUCAAGGCAGUAGCCAGUCAGGGCAUUCCUCAAGCACCGUAACAUCUACGGCUAACCCGGAAGAUGUAAACCUGACCCGUCUCAAAAUCCUCAUCCUGAAAGCAGCGAUGAACGUUGGCUUCUCCCGCACCGCACCGACCUCUACUACAUCUAACAAGUCCGACCCGCCCGCUCUGCAGAAUUUCGUCAAGGCCCUCCCGACCGGCUCUUUUGGCUCUCUGCCCGCACACGCUACGUUGCUGACUUCAUAUCGCAAUCUGGUGUUGAGUGACCCGACUUUUAGGAGUGCACAUGCGUUGCCGAGCGUUGGCAAGAAGGCGUCAGCCGUAGAUGUUGCAAAGAGCGUCGGGUGGAUGAUGAGAAGCGGACAGUAUACUUUCUUAAGAGAUUUGUUCAAGUUAGUAUUUGGGUUCCACAUGGAUGAGGCUGAGAAGAGGAAGAACGUCAGCAUUACCGUUUAA
Molecule: messenger RNA, 2256 nt
Organism: Amorphotheca resinae ATCC 22711
Lineage: Eukaryota; Fungi; Ascomycota; Leotiomycetes; Helotiales; Amorphothecaceae
Exons: 6
Coding region: 1-2256 (751 amino acids)
Source: RefSeq, a predicted model, not a curated record